This is a messenger RNA of Capsicum annuum, 1325 nucleotides long. Its product is annotated as protein OBERON 2. NCBI's taxonomy places the organism in Eukaryota, Viridiplantae, Streptophyta, Magnoliopsida, Solanales, Solanaceae. The transcript has 3 exons. The coding region runs from base 158 to 847 and encodes 229 amino acids. The record is from RefSeq and is a predicted model, not a curated record.
UUUGAAGUGAAUUUCGUCGAUGAUUAUAAAGUCUGUACACAGGUAGAGGAUAGAAUACAACCGUACAUUCUUGUCUCUUUCUAGUGCUUAGUAGAGAAUUUACUGACCUGAUGCCAAAUAAUGUUCUUUUUAUUUGGAUAUCAAUCUUGAGUCAGAUAUGAAAGAGAAGGUUACGUCGUCAGGGAUGAAAGUCGAGCCUUUACCAUCUGAUUCUCCUGUCGGAACUAUUACUUGUAAGGCUGGUAACAGAAUGUGUAGCAGUUUGACAGCAGAAAAUCCUUUUCUGGAAACCGUGUUUUGUGAUAUCUGUUGCAUUGAGCCAGAUUUUUGCCGAGACUGUAGCUGUAUCCUUUGUCGUAAGUCUAUCAGUUUGGAUUAUGAUGGUUACAGUUAUAUUCGAUGUGAAACAACCGUAAUUGAUGGCUACCUAUGUGGACACAUUGCCCAUUUAAACUGUGCUCUACGAUGUUACUUGGCUGGGACCGUCGGAGGAAGCAUCGGUUUGGAUGCAGAGUUUAUGUGUCGAUAUUGUGAUGCAAAGACGGAUUUGGUUCCACAUGUUGCGAAGCUUUUAAACAUCUGCACAUCUGUUGCUUCCCGUGCUGACAUGGAAAAGAUUCUGAAUGUUGGCUUUUGUAUUUUGCGUGGCUCACAAAAAAGGAGUGCAAACCAGUUGUUGCACCGUAUUGAAUCAAUCAAGGCAAAGCUUGAACAAGGAGUCUGCAUUGAAGAUGUAUUCAAAGUGGAAGGCUGUGUGGAUUGCACUGCUUGUUUCUGGAUGCAAAUUCAAAAUCCCAGCCGAAUUCAAAAGACACUUGAUGAUUAUUCACAUCUGUCUAAACGUUAGUCAGGCAAAGUUACCCUAUACUGAUGGGAGGUAACAAGUACUUAGUGGAACGUGCAAGCUAGCCCGGACACCAUUGUCAUAAAAAAUGAUUUCGUACAUUGCUAUGUGCCAUUGAUUUUAACCUAGCUUUUCGAAUUUUUCGUUUAGCUUGCUAUUGGAGCAAAAAAAUAUCAUAACUAAGAGUUCAAAAAAGAACAAAAAAAAAGAGCAUAACUAAGAGUGUAAAGUUAGAACCUAUUUCGAGUUGCAUUUUCGUUUUUCCUAUAUUCUCCUCCAUUUAUAGGCAUGGGUAUAACUGAAAUAGAAAAUGCUGCCUCAUUGUGCCAUAGUCGGACAUUUAUAUCCAUUAUCAACGUGUGCUCAAACAGAAAUAGCAGAAGUCUUGUUCAUUAUUUGAACGAGUUGCUUACCUUCUUGUUCAAGUAAACAAACACAUGCUUAUGUCGAUUGGCAAGGGCAAACCUGUUUGCCCGGUUAC